Molecule: messenger RNA, 582 nt
Organism: Postia placenta MAD-698-R-SB12
Lineage: Eukaryota; Fungi; Basidiomycota; Agaricomycetes; Polyporales; Adustoporiaceae
Exons: 8
Coding region: 1-582 (193 amino acids)
Molecular function (GO): acid phosphatase activity
Source: RefSeq, a predicted model, not a curated record
AUGUCCAGCCGCUUGCCCAAACUCAUUGCAUUAGAUCUUGACUACACUCUGUGGGAUCUAUGGAUAGAUACCCAUGUCACGCCACCGUUCCGUCGGGACAAUAAUACCGUGAACUGUGUCCGGGAUAGACACAACCAUGAAAUCGCCUUUUACCACGACGUGCCAGAGAUCUUGCACCGCUUGCGUGCAGCAGGGGUUAUUGUUGCAGCCUGCUCGCGUACGGGAGCACCAUCGCUAGCCCGACAGGCACUUGGAUUGCUCUUAGUCCCGCCUAAAGCAGGAGACAAGCACGGUUCACCAACUCCGGCGAUCAAGUUCUUCGAUCAACAAGAAAUAUACCCUGGAUCCAAGAUCACUCACUUCAAGAAGCUACAUGACAAGACGGAUCUCCCUUACUCUGAGAUGCUGUUCUUCGACGACGAGAGCAGGAAUCGCGAGGUCGAGUCCCUAGGGGUAACAUUCUGCCUUGCUCCAAAUGGCCUGGAUGAGCGUACAUUCCAAAAAGGCCUCAACGAAUGGCGGAAGCGGCAUCCAGUCGAAGUUGUUGAGGGGCCAUCUGAUACAGCCGGUGGAGACAAGUAA